Salvia hispanica is the source of this 3565-nucleotide messenger RNA. RefSeq names its product putative sucrose-phosphate synthase 1. Gene Ontology annotation, biological process: sucrose metabolic process. Gene Ontology annotation, molecular function: sucrose-phosphate synthase activity; sucrose synthase activity. The record is from RefSeq and is a predicted model, not a curated record. NCBI's taxonomy places the organism in Eukaryota, Viridiplantae, Streptophyta, Magnoliopsida, Lamiales, Lamiaceae.
UUAGCACCUCAGCUUCGCCUCUGCCUUCGCCUUCCCUUUCAUAGUUUCUGCUAAUAUUCCCAGAAUCUUUCCUCCAAAAUCUACCUCUCGUUCUCACUGCGUCACUCAGCACGCGCAAAUCCACCGAGAUCGGUGGUGAGAAAUGGCGGGAAAUGAUUGGAUUAACAGUUACCUGGAGGCGAUUCUCGACGUCGGCCCCGGGCUCGACGAGAAGAAGUCGUCUCUGCUGCUCAGGGAGAGGGGGAGGUUCAGCCCUACCCGCUACUUCGUGGAGGAGGUCAUCACUGGAUUCGAUGAGACCGAUCUCCACCGCUCCUGGAUCCGAGCGCAAGCGACGAGGAGUCCGCAGGAGAGGAACACGAGGCUGGAGAACAUGUGCUGGCGGAUUUGGAAUUUAGCUCGCCAGAAAAAGCAGCUUGAGAGCGAGGAAGCCCAAAGAGUGGCGAAACGCCGUCUUGAGCGUGAAAAGGGUCGCAGAGAAGCAGUUGCAGAUAUGUCUGAAGAUCUAUCGGAGGGGGAAAAAGGAGAUGUAGUUGCUGAUCUCUCAUCUCAUGGUGAAAGCACAAGAGGUCGGUUACCUAGAAUUAGCUCUGUUGAUGCUUUGGAGGCCUGGACUAAUCAACAGAAGGGGAAAAAGUUGUACAUCAUAUUAAUUAGCCUCCAUGGCUUGAUACGAGGGGAAAAUAUGGAGCUUGGCCGUGACUCUGAUACCGGUGGUCAGGUGAAGUAUGUUGUUGAACUGGCUAGGGCAUUGGGUUCUAUGCCUGGUGUUUAUCGUGUUGAUUUGCUUACGAGACAAGUUUCAUCACCAGAAGUUGACUGGAGCUACGGUGAACCCACAGAGAUGCUACCUCCACUAAACUCAGACGCGAUGGAUGAGAUUGGAGAAAGUAGUGGUGCUUACAUAGUUCGCAUUCCUUUUGGUCCAAAGGACAAAUAUGUUGCAAAAGAACUUCUAUGGCCUCAUAUUCCUGAAUUUGUUGAUGGUGCUCUUAGCCAUAUCAUGCAAAUGUCAAAGGUUCUUGGUGAGCAAAUUGGUAAUGGACAGCCAGUCUGGCCUGUUGCUAUUCAUGGGCACUAUGCAGAUGCAGGUGACUCUGCAGCCCUAUUAUCUGGUGCAUUGAAUGUUCCCAUGCUUUUCACUGGUCAUUCACUAGGUCGUGAUAAGCUAGAGCAACUUUUAAGACAAAGCAGAUUGUCAAGGGAUGAGAUCAACUCUACCUACAAAAUAAUGCGUAGGAUAGAGGCAGAAGAAUUAUGUAUUGAUGCCUCGGAAAUCGUCAUAACUAGCACAAGACAGGAGAUAGAGCAGCAGUGGAAUUUAUACGACGGUUUUGAUCCAAUUCUAGAGCGCAAACUACGUGCUAGAAUUAAACGCAAUGUGAGCUGUUAUGGAAGGUUCAUGCCUCGCACAGCUGUUAUUCCACCUGGGAUGGAAUUUCAUCACAUCGAACCACAUGAUGGAGAUAUGGACACUGAAACUGAAGCAAACGAAGAUGGAAAAGCUCCAGAUCCGCCUAUUUGGACUGAGAUAAUGCGCUUUUUUUCAAAUCCGAGGAAGCCUAUGAUUCUAGCACUUGCAAGGCCAGAUCCAAAGAAAAACCUCACGACCUUAGUCAAAGCAUUUGGGGAAUGUCGGCCACUAAGGGAGCUUGCUAAUCUUACUUUAAUAAUGGGCAACCGGGAUAAUAUUGAUGAAAUGUCGGGAACAAAUUCUUCAGUUCUUCUGUCAAUCCUUAAGCUGGUUGAUAAGUAUGAUCUUUAUGGCCAAGUGGCAUAUCCUAAGCACCAUAAGCAGACUGAUGUUCCUGAUAUAUACCGUCUAGCAGCAAAGACCAAGGGUGUCUUCAUUAACCCAGCUUUCAUUGAGCCUUUUGGGCUUACUCUGAUUGAGGCUGCAGCAUAUGGCUUACCGAUGGUUGCAACCCAAAAUGGUGGUCCUGUUGAUAUACAGAGGGUUUUAGACAAUGGUCUCCUUGUUGAUCCCCAUGAUCAACAGUCAAUUGCUAAUGCUCUUUUGAAGCUGGUUGCAGACAAGCAUCUUUGGGCAAAAUGUAGAGCUAACGGAUUGAAAAAUAUUCACCUUUUUUCAUGGCCAGAACAUUGCAAGACAUAUCUCUCCAAAAUAGCAACUUGUAAACCAAGACAACCCUGUUGGUUGAGAAAUGAUGACGACGACGAUAACUCGGAAUCAGAUUCGCCAAGUGACUCCUUGAGGGACAUACACGAUUUAUCAUUAAACCUAAAGUUCUCCUUUGAAGGAGAUAAGAAUGAGAGCCGGGACAAUGUCGAUGGCUCUGUAGACUCUGAAGAUCGAAAAAUUAAGCUAGAGAAUGCUGUGCUCUCAUGGUCUAAGGGAAUGGCAAAGAAUGCCCAAAAACCUGGGUCGACUGAAAGGGUAGACUCCAAUGCUGGAAAGUUCCCAGCAUUGAGGAGAAGGAAGCACAUAUAUGUCAUUGCUGUGGAUUAUAAUACAAGUGCUGAUCUUUCUGAAACUGUUAGAAAUAUUUUCGAGGCUGUUAAGAAGGAGAGGACAGAAGGCUCUGUUGGAUUUAUCUUAGCAACAUCAUUUAACAUUAUUGAAAUACGUUCGUUUCUGAUUUCAGAAGGAUUAAACACCACCGACUUUGAUGCAUUUAUCUGCAAUAGUGGUGGUGAUCUUUAUUACUCAUCUGCUAAUUCAGAUGAUAACUCAUUCGUGGUGGACUUGUAUUAUCAUUCACAUAUUGAAUACCGCUGGGGAAGUGAAGGAUUAAGGAAGACCCUAGUGCGGUGGGCAUCUUCUUUAACAGAUAAGAAGGGGCAAAAGGAAGAACUUGUUGUUGAAGAUGAAGAAACUUCUGCAGAUUACUGCUAUUCUUUUAAAAUUCAGAAGCCUGGAGUGGUUCCCGCUGCAAAGGAACUAAGAAAGUUGAUGCGAAUUCAGGCACUACGUUGCCAUGUCAUAUAUUGUCAAAAUGGAAGUAGAAUCAAUGUUAUUCCCGUUUUGGCUUCUCGUUCCCAAGCACUCAGGUAUCUGUAUCUUCGCUGGGGCAUGGACUUGUCAAAGGUGGUGGUUUUUGUCGGGGAGAGUGGAGACACUGACUACGAACAAUUGCUUGGCGGUGUUCACAAAUCUGUAGUUCUGAGCGGAGUUUGUAGCAGCCAAGUCGAUGCUAGCAGAAGCUACCCACUCACGGACGUCAUAGCUUACGACAGCCCUAAUAUCACCACAACCAGUGUCUCCGAUCUCCGAGCAUCACUGGAGGAGCUGAAAGUCCUCAGUGGCUAAGAUUUCCAGUUACCACCACACCCUGUUGCACCGCAUCCAUCUAAAAUAAAUUAAGCAUACAUGUUUUCGUUCAUGCUACUUUACGAUAAAUGGCAGAUACACACUGCUGCCAGUCUGCGAGGGAGCUUAUAACUCGGUUCCUUACGUGAAAUAAUACAUUUUCUUCUUUGGUUGGAUCAAAUUGAAGCAUAAAAAAAGUUACCCGUUUGCUACUUUGUUGUACAAGUCUUAGUACUAGCAAAUGUGAUAUUUGUACAGAUCUUGCGAUUUUCUUAUUAAAUCACAAAUUUCUGA